AUGUUUGGAGCCAACAGCUCCAGUCUAACCCCGAAAUUCUUUAUCUUGAAUGGUGUUCCUGGGCUGGAAACUGCACACAUCUGGAUCUCCCUGCCAUUCUGCUUCAUGUACGUCAUUGCUGUUGUGGGCAACUGUGGACUCAUCUACCUUAUCAGCCAUGAGGAGGCCCUGCAUCGCCCCAUGUACUACUUUCUGGCCCUACUCUCCUUCUCGGACGUCACCCUGUGCACCACCACGGUACCCAACAUGCUGUGCAUAUUCUGGUUCAACCUUAAGGAGAUUGACUUCAAUGGCUGCCUGGCCCAGAUGUUUUUUGUCCACAUGUUGACUGGGAUGGAGUCUGGGGUGCUCAUGCUCAUGGCACUGGACCGCUAA
This is a messenger RNA of Rangifer tarandus platyrhynchus (Svalbard reindeer), 375 nucleotides long. The record is from the annotation of a GenBank genome assembly. Lineage: Eukaryota; Metazoa; Chordata; Mammalia; Artiodactyla; Cervidae.